This is a messenger RNA of Lodderomyces pseudojiufengensis, 1683 nucleotides long. It is a transcript of the gene RAD57, whose product is annotated as putative DNA-dependent ATPase. The record is from RefSeq and is a predicted model, not a curated record. Gene Ontology annotation, biological process: DNA strand invasion; DNA recombinase assembly; mitotic recombination. Gene Ontology annotation, molecular function: ATP binding; single-stranded DNA binding; DNA strand exchange activity. The coding region runs from base 1 to 1683 and encodes 560 amino acids. The transcript has a single exon. NCBI's taxonomy places the organism in Eukaryota, Fungi, Ascomycota, Pichiomycetes, Serinales, Debaryomycetaceae.
AUGGAUGAUUUCAAACAGCUAAGUCCCAAUGAGAUAGAAAGUUCUCAUAGAAAUCCAUUUUUUUUAAAAAAAUUACAAAAUGAAGGAUUAACAAUAAUUGAUUUAUUACAAAAUUUUGAAAUUUCAAUUAACCAGAAACAAAAUUUAAUUGGUGAAUUAAUUAAUAGACCUGAAAAAGAAGUUGAUUAUUAUUUUGAACUGUUAUAUCUGGAUUUAAAUGUUGAACCAACAAAUUUAGAUGAUAUUUUGGGAAGUAGUAAUAAUGAAAAUCAAUUUAUUAAAACUGGAAUUGAUGAAAUUGAUGAUGAUUUAAAUGGAGGUUUACCAAUUGGUGAAAUUACUGAAAUUUUUGGAGCAAGUGGUUGUGGAAAAUCUCAAUUAGUAUUUCAAUUUAUUAAAAAUUGUUUAAAUGAAUUUGAUGAUUCAAAAGUUAUUCAUAUAUCUACUGAAACUAAUAUAAAUUCAACUAGAUUGAGCGAUUUUCUAGAUAAUGAUGAGUCUAAAAUGGAUAAAGUAUCAUGUAUUUAUAAUCCUGAUUUAAUGUAUCAAGACCAUACAUUAUAUACUCAAGUUCCUAUUGAAUUAGAAAAUAAUCCCCAAAUAAAAUUAUUAAUAAUUGAUUCAAUUUCUCAUCAUUUUAGAGGUGAUGAAUCAAUAUCAAAUUCAGAAAUUUUAAAAUCUAAAAUUGAUUCAAUAUUAUCUGAGUUUAAAGAUGAUAAUGACUUUGAAGAAUUAAUAAAAGAUCAAAAUAAACAAUCAAAAUUUAAAACUUAUAAAACUGAAAAGUAUACUCAAAGAAUUCAAAAGCUAUAUUAUAUUUUACACAUGUAUAGACAUUUAAAUAGAUUAGCUUCAAAAUUUAAUUUAGCAGUGGUUGUAAUUAAUCAAGUUAGUGAUUAUGCUUCUGAAAUUAAUACUGAUUAUUCACAAUAUAAUUAUGAAGAUAUAAAUGAUCCAUUAAAUUAUGAUUUUCAAAUUCCUAUAUCAGCUGGAUGGGAUCCAAAAUCAAUUUUUAAUUUAUUACCUAGACAUUUUAUAAAUACUGGAUCAUCAUCAAUUAAUAAUAAUUCAUCAAUUCUGGAUCUUAUUAUAAAUGAAAAAGAUUUAGAAUUAUUAGAUUUAGAAAUGGAAAGAUCAAUGGAAUUAUUAAAUAAAAGACAAAGAACUUCCAACGGUGUUGAAAAUUAUGAUCCAAAAAAUAAUAAAUUAAAUUUGAUUAAUAUGUUUGAAAAUCAAAAAGAAUUAAUUUUAAAAUCUUAUAAUUUAAGAAAUAGUAAAAAGAUAAACAAAUUAAUUCCAACUUUAGGUUAUUCAUGGUCAAUGAAUUUACAAAAUAAAAUAAUGAUUUGUAAAAAAUAUAAACCAGAUUUGAAAACUAAAAAGGAAAUUGAAAAAGAAUCUGAAGAAAUGGCAGAUUUAAAUUCAAUUGAUUUUGAAUCUGGAAUUUCAUUUAAUGAAUUAAUGGAUGAAAUUAAUUCAAAUGGUAAACGAUCAAAUCCAAGUUCUAAUACCUCUUCAACAAAUUCAAAUAUUUCAGCGAUUAAAGAAAAAACAACAAAUUCUUUAUUAAAAGGUUGGAAAGUUGAAAGAUUUAUAAAAGUUAUUCAAAGUUCUAAUUCAACUACUAAUGAUAAUAAUUUUCAGUUACAUAGGUUUGUUAUAGAAAAAAAUAGAAUAAUGUAA